Syngnathus typhle (broad-nosed pipefish) is the source of this 2277-nucleotide messenger RNA. RefSeq names its product actin binding Rho activating protein b (gene abrab). Gene Ontology annotation, molecular function: actin binding. The record is from RefSeq and is a predicted model, not a curated record. Gene Ontology annotation, cellular component: sarcomere. The coding region runs from base 423 to 1655 and encodes 410 amino acids. Lineage: Eukaryota; Metazoa; Chordata; Actinopteri; Syngnathiformes; Syngnathidae. Gene Ontology annotation, biological process: positive regulation of transcription by RNA polymerase II; positive regulation of Rho protein signal transduction. The transcript has 2 exons.
AAACCAUUACAUGCGUCAUCUCGCUAUGCACUUUCUUUUUCGGGGCAAGAGUUGCCUCAUGGUACUUUGCUAUCUCUCAAUUCUACCUAUGGGUUCCUCUAUGUACUUCAAUCUUGCUUCUCGGAACGUCCUGAUCAAAAUAGCCAAUCACUUAAAAUGUUACAAGUACAAAACAGAGUAAUGGGAAAUAUAUGCAGUGGAGCGUUCUAGUAUUUGAGACACUGUGAUGAAACAUGACUCUGAGUUGGGGUGAGGAGUGUCGGGCAAAGGUGCCUGGAAUGGAACCCUGCUUUCGGAGCCCAAACGUCAACUGGUCGGGUAGGCUUCGGCGGAGUGUUUACAAAGGAAGAAAAUAUUGUUAGAACCUGACAGCUCAGCUAAGGGACUAUUCAUGCUUUAAAUUUGUUUUCACAACGCGCGUAAUGAUGUCAAAUCAACCAAAGGAUCCAGCCUCUCUAUGGAAAGCAUCCAGCAAGAAAAACAUCAAGAAGCUUCGAGCCAUCAGCACGGUGUGUGGCCUGGCAAAAAGUUGGCAGCAGUGGAUAUCAGAGAAUGAGAAGAAGCAGGCUGCAGAACCGAGUGGAUGGUGUCCAACGCAGGGAGACUCGGCAGAGGAAUCCCAAAAGACUUGGACGGAUAAGAAAUCCAUCUCCAGUCAGAAGACGGAGGAUGUUCUCUCUCACGUGGUUGCUUCCAAAGGAUUAUCUGACCCACCAGAUUUGCCUGAAGAUAGAACCCAGAUUGAAAACAAUUCUGAGGUAGCGAUGAUUACCUCCUCGAUGAAGAUGACGCUGGUCAAGAUGAAUGUUACCGACGGGCAUCAAAAUAGAAGUCUAGGAGUUAAGUUACUGACAAAGAGAAGUGAGAAAGGAGGAUCAGGUGAAGAUGCAGAGAAGUUCCUAGAGACUAAAAGCUCUUCUACGUUCCACACAAAGUCUUCCGAUGUGGUCUUACCACUCGUCCCAACUGAGAUUCAGGUGGAAAAUGAGCAAGAACCCGCAAAAGAAGAUGAUUUGAAACAAGAGCAGAAUCUUGAUCCUAAGGAGGAUAGUGGACUUUCUGAGUUAGGAAAGGAAACACUAAACAUAGACGAUGAAGCACCACCGAGUAGUUCAAGAAAAGUCUGUGACGAAGAGUCAACAGUGAAAAUCAAACGUCCGCAAAUCGCAUCGUUGGGAAAGGAAGCUGUGGAUGCCAAUAAGAUCAAUGCUCUCUCCAAGAAAUACAGUCCUGUUGGGAAUCUCAAGAGACGCUGGCAAAACUGGGCUUCGGAACACACUGAAAACCAGAAACUGAACCCCUUCAGUGAAAACUUUGACUACGAAUACUCCAUGUCCCUCCGCCUCCAAAAAGGUCAAGACGGAUACGGACGCCCUAAGGAGGGCACCAAAACAGCCGAGAGAGCCAAACGUGCUGAGAAACACAUCCAUGGAGAGAUCUCAGAUAUGUGUUACGUGAUCAGAACUAUGGCUAAUCCGGAUCGAGACGGAAAGACACGGGUUACGUUUGGAGAACUGUUUGACAGAUAUGUUCGUAUCUCUGAUAAGGUGGUGGGGAUUCUAAUGAGAGCUCGAAAACACGGGAAGGUCCACUUUGAAGGGGAAAUGUUGUGGCAAGGACAAGACGACGGAGUGAUCAUCACACUGUUAGUGUGAUAACGCUUUGAUCCGGUACUAGCAUAAGAAAGAUGCAACGCUAUUGUCAGAUUGUUGGGCAGCCACCCCCCAAAAAAUGGCAGGUUUGCAUUUCCAAUCACAAAAGUAGGGACUACCAGAUACUUCUAGCAUGGUUUUAGGGGUUCCAAGUUAAAUGAGCAGAUAGCCUAGCUUCACCAAGGGUGAUGCUAAAGUAUAUCCACAGGGGGGACUAAUUCCACAGUUGAUAACUGGCAGAUAGAAUUUUAACUGUUUUGAAAAAAUCUCAAAGGUUAUAUCAUAGAUAUUGAAUGAUGUGCAUUGUGUUGUUCAGUUUUGUCAUUUGACAUUGAGUGUUUAAAGAUUAGUUUGUGUUUGUUUGGGGCUUUCGGUCUCACCUGUGAAAACGCUCCAUGAUACGUGGUGAUGUCAUAGAGUUGUUAAAAGAUAAGUCAGUGUCAAACAAAAAAAAUGCAGGCAGGGCAGGUUGGACAUGUAUAAGAAUUCAAAACAUACUUGAAACUUUUUUGGAAUACUUAAGAUCCUCCUCCACUCAUUUUAAUGCCCACAUCUACUUAAAGGAAGGGCCAGUGCAAAAGGUGGGCAUAAAAGUAAAAUCAACCAGUGUAACCUGGAAGGCUAA